Molecule: messenger RNA, 222 nt
Organism: Clunio marinus
Lineage: Eukaryota; Metazoa; Arthropoda; Insecta; Diptera; Chironomidae
Source: the annotation of a GenBank genome assembly
AUGCUCUCAAAGACAUUUAAGGAAAAGAUUUCAUUGCUUAAAGGGAAGAACGAGCAAGAAAAAGAAGAAGAAGGAAAGAAAAAUAAUGAAAUGAUGAAUGUAAUGAAUGCUUUACUUCUCCAGAAUGAAAAUUAUUUAACUUGCGAGAUGUGUGUAGGUUAUCACAAUGUUGCUGCCUUGCUUGCAGACGCACUCAGUGCCAGUAUGAGUGUAGUGUCUUAA